UAGGAGAAAGACUUGGCGAACUGGAAAGUAGAAAGCGGGGCGGGGCAGGGAGGAUUCUGCCCAGGCCAAUGAGUGAUGCCGGGACGGGUGACGUCACAGCCAAUGGACAGCCAGCGCGGGACUUUCAAUUACCGCCCCGCCCGAUCGGAAGAAGACGGUGCCUAUAAAGAGUGAGGCGGCGGGCCGAGAUCCCGUUACUCUCGCUGCCGCUGCGCUGGUGAGUUGGUGUUUUGGUUCGCUAUGGCCCGUACAAAGCAGACCGCCCGCAAGUCGACCGGCGGCAAGGCCCCGCGGAAGCAGCUGGCCACCAAGGCGGCCCGCAAGAGCGCGCCCGCCACGGGCGGCGUGAAGAAGCCGCACCGCUACCGGCCGGGCACCGUGGCCCUGCGGGAGAUCCGGCGCUACCAGAAGUCCACCGAGCUGCUGAUCCGCAAGCUGCCGUUCCAGCGGCUGGUGCGCGAGAUCGCGCAGGACUUCAAGACGGACCUGCGCUUCCAGAGCUCGGCCGUGAUGGCGCUGCAGGAGGCGAGCGAGGCCUACCUGGUGGGGCUGUUCGAGGACACGAACCUGUGCGCUAUCCACGCCAAGCGCGUCACUAUCAUGCCCAAGGACAUCCAGCUGGCUCGCCGCAUCCGCGGGGAGCGGGCUUACGGGAGCCGUGCUCCCGCGGCCUCCACACCCCCGCCGGAAGUGGCCCCCAGAGGCUCGGCGCUCCGGCUGGUGGGAGGGGGCAAAUCCGCCACCCGCCACCUUGAAGGCACCAUGGCCCGUACAAAGCAGACCGCUCGCAAGUCGACCGGCGGCAAGGCCCCGCGGAAGCAGCUGGCCACCAAGGCGGCCCGCAAGAGCGCGCCCGCCACGGGCGGCGUGAAGAAGCCGCACCGCUACCGGCCGGGCACCGUGGCCCUGCGGGAGAUCCGGCGCUACCAGAAGUCCACCGAGCUGCUGAUCCGCAAGCUGCCGUUCCAGCGGCUGGUGCGCGAGAUCGCGCAGGACUUCAAGACGGACCUGCGCUUCCAGAGCUCGGCCGUGAUGGCGCUGCAGGAGGCGAGCGAGGCCUACCUGGUGGGGCUGUUCGAGGACACGAACCUGUGCGCCAUCCACGCCAAGCGCGUCACCAUCAUGCCCAAGGACAUCCAGUUGGCUCGCCGUAUCCGCGGGGAGCGGGCUUAAGGCCUCUGCUUUUAAGCGGAUCACCUAACGGCUCUUUUCAGAGCCACCCAUGUUUUCACGAGGAGUAGCUGUAUCGCCUAUCUCACCUGGUGUGGGUGUACUGUUGUGCACUGGUGCUCUGGGUAGAGGAAUGAGGGGAAACUCGCACGUGGUGGGUAGGAAGAUCACAAUGUCAACUUUGGUCGGCUGACAGGCACUAGCGGGAACAGCUGAAGCUGGGCUUAGAUUGCUUUUGCCUAAGCUUUUACAUAUGUUGAGUUACAGUCUACAGCGUCAGCCUUACUAGUUUGAGGAAAAACUUGCAAGGGGGUGGACUUUGCUCUACUAGUCGUUUGUAACGUUAACACGCUACUCGUACAAAGCGUUAGCACGAAUCUGGAUAUAGAAACGAAGCGGGAAGGCGGUCGUGUGGGUUUGUGAUAACUGCCGGGUUGGGGAUUUGGGUUUUCAACUAGAUUUUACAGUUAAGACUAAGCUGGAUGUAAGUCCUGGUUUGCAAAUGGGAGCCUUUUUCCUGGUUUAUGUGUCUUAAGAGUUGUAUGGAUCUAAUAUCUAAUACCCUAUUGCAUAAGACAGGCAGCGCAAAAACGAAUAGGAAUUUGAGGGAAAUGCUGAUGGGUUGGGUUUUUUUUUUUUGAGAUGUUUGUUACUGCUCCGAAACCCAAAGGCAAAACAAACUUCCACAAAGUGUAGGAAGUAAAGUGAUGCAAAAAUAGAAAUGGGCGCUUCAGAUCUUUUCCGUAUGCAAGUACAACUGAAAA
This is a messenger RNA of Neofelis nebulosa (Clouded leopard), 1934 nucleotides long. RefSeq names its product histone H3.v1-like. Gene Ontology annotation, cellular component: nucleosome. Gene Ontology annotation, molecular function: DNA binding; protein heterodimerization activity; structural constituent of chromatin. Bases 241 to 1173 code for a protein of 310 amino acids. NCBI's taxonomy places the organism in Eukaryota, Metazoa, Chordata, Mammalia, Carnivora, Felidae. The record is from RefSeq and is a predicted model, not a curated record. The transcript is spliced from 3 exons.